Messenger RNA from Phalaenopsis equestris, 1383 nucleotides. RefSeq names its product vacuolar protein sorting-associated protein 55 homolog. Gene Ontology annotation, biological process: late endosome to vacuole transport via multivesicular body sorting pathway. Bases 835 to 1251 code for a protein of 138 amino acids. The transcript is spliced from 7 exons. Gene Ontology annotation, cellular component: endosome. Lineage: Eukaryota; Viridiplantae; Streptophyta; Magnoliopsida; Asparagales; Orchidaceae. The record is from RefSeq and is a predicted model, not a curated record.
AGUCUCCAUCUACCUGUCCCUUUCGCCGGUAGCCCUACGUGGCUCCCGAAUUAAGCUUUUGCUUUUUUGGAGAAGAAAGCAGGCUUCGGUGCGGAUCAAAUGAAACCCUAGAUUCUGGAGAGGGUGAUCUGGUGAGCAUAUCUCUCACCGAGAAUUACUAGCGAUUGCUUCUUCAACUCACUAGUCUUCUCCGGUCCCAAGCCCCAUAUGUGAAAAGUGGAGGGUUGCGUUGGUCUCAGAGCCUCGGUUCGAAGGUAUGACAGAGCGUCAAAGAACACGCAAUGGAGUCCGAAGCCACUAAUGUGGAAGCAUCUCAACAAGGGCGAGGUUGUCAGAAGCAAUGAGAUACAACUGCAUCCAAACCACAUGAGAGGUCCAAGGAGUGACUUUGAUUUGCGUCUUACUCGGGUGAAGGAGGCGAUGAAUGGCAUGAAGACGCGAAUAGAGGAUAUUGGCGAAAAGAUUGAUGGACUCGAGGAGUAAAUCGUCAUCCAUUCAACGAUCAGUGAUUAGAGCUUUACAUCAAAGAGUCUGUUAAUAAACUUCUGCCGAACGAAUCAUGGCAGGCUUAUCAUGUGGCGACAGAGGCGAAGCUUUUAGGUAGAGGAGAAGUGGCGGUCAGGACAAUUGGCGGCAAGGGGGGACCUGGGGAAAGCUUCGCGAGACUGGCGGGAUCGGCCGGUUAGGGCUCGCGAGCGAUCGAAGGGGUGGAAGAGGAGUCAGGCUCGGCUGAAGGAGGGGAAGGCUCGGUUUUCGAAAUGGGGGAGUUGGCUUGGAGUAUGUAUUAGAGCUUUAUAUCAAAGAGUCUGUUAAUAAACUUCUGCCGAGCGAAUCAUGGCAGGCUUAUCUCGUCGUUUGAUUGCCUGCUUACAAACUGGAAAGCUUGCUCUUUUAGCAAUUAUGGUAGCAUCUGGAAUUGUGUUGCAGGUUUUGGCUUGUGCUGUAUACAACAACUGGUGGCCCAUGCUAACAGCUGUAAUGUACGUAAUUCUCCCAAUGCCUCUCCUAUUUUUUGCGGGUUCUGAUAGCUCCUCGCUAAUGUCUGGCGAGUCAGACAGCUGGGUUGAUUUUACUAAGUUUCUCACUGGCGCGUCUAUUGUUGGAAGCAUCGCCAUUCCUUCCAUAUUAAAGCAUGCAGGCAUCAUCUGCUUGGGAGCUCUGUUAAUGGAGCUCUCUUCCUUUCUGAUCUUUGGUUUAGCCAUUCUUUUGUUCUUGGUAAUAAACCGAGAGGAUGAUUACAGUAUGUUCUGAGAAUUUCAUGGUCAUGACUGUUGUGUAAGUUCGCUAUUUUUUUUAAUAAUUUAUCGGUACAGAGCAGCUGGCACUUUGCUUUAUUUCCUUUAACAUCUACUCUGGGGCUUUUUAUAGGGAGAUUUACAUAUG